UCAUACCACACCACAAAGAAGAAUAACAGCAAUGGCUAACUUUGUGUUGAUAUUGUCUUGUUUGGCAUUCUUAUCAGCAAUGCAAGGGAAUGAGGCUGUCCAGUACACUGCCACGAACAACGCAGCAACAACGGCAGGUGGUGCUCGGUUUGUCAGGGAUAUCGGUACCCAGUAUACCUUACAGGCCAUGGAUGCCUCCACCGUCUUCAUCUGGAGGACCUUCCAGCAGAACUCUGCUGCUGAUCGGAAAAAUGUGCAGAAAGUGAGCUUAUUCAUCGAUGACAUGGGCGGGGUGGCGUAUACCAGCAACGACCAGAUUCAUGUCAGCGCCAGAUACAUUAAUGGGUAUGGGGGCAAUGUGAAAAAUGAGUUCACUGGCGUUUUGUACCAUGAAAUGACCCAUGUGUGGCAGUGGAAUGGCAACGGGCAGGCGCCAGGUGGUCUGAUAGAAGGAAUAGCCGAUUUUGUGAGGCUGAAAGCUGGUUAUGCCCCGAGCCACUGGGUGAAGCCCGGGCAAGGUGACCGAUGGGAUCAAGGCUAUGACGUGACUGCUAGGUUUCUCGACUACUGCAACAGACUCAAGAAUGGGUUUGUGGCUCAACUCAACAAGAAAAUGAGAGGUGGUUACAGCAACAAUUACUUUGUGGACUUGCUGGGGAAGACUGUGGAUCAGCUCUGGAAAGACUACAAGGCAAAGUAUGCAACUUGAGUUUAUGAUGGCGGCAAAUUAUGGUUAUGGCUUGAGUUUGUAUUUCCUGUUUGAACAAUAAAAACUAUCGUAUACAUGAACAUUCAAAAAAUGUGGAUUUCGACAUGAUGUGAUGUGUGUUGUGACCUGCUGUAAUGGUCUAUUUUAGAAUAUGAUAAAUACGAAUAUGAUGUUCGAAAAAAAAUUAUUUUCAAAUAUUACGGAAUACAAAUUUCGUCGUCUAAUUAUAACUGAAA
Molecule: messenger RNA, 945 nt
Organism: Salvia splendens (bonfire salvia)
Lineage: Eukaryota; Viridiplantae; Streptophyta; Magnoliopsida; Lamiales; Lamiaceae
Exons: 2
Coding region: 32-709 (225 amino acids)
Source: RefSeq, a predicted model, not a curated record